Molecule: messenger RNA, 1173 nt
Organism: Dracunculus medinensis (Guinea worm)
Lineage: Eukaryota; Metazoa; Nematoda; Chromadorea; Rhabditida; Dracunculidae
Source: the annotation of a GenBank genome assembly
AUGGCGAAAAGUAUAUUUCGGUUAUGGUCAACGGUUUGUAAAAAUGUUUACAAUUUUUCUUCGAGAAGAUUUGCUGAUUAUUCUCGUAUCGACGAGGAUCAACUAAGUCUUUAUUUAUGUGCUGGUCGUGGUGGUAAUGGCUUAGCCAGAUAUAAUGGGAUUGGCGGUGAUGGAGGCGAUAUUUACAUAAUGGCUGAUCCUUCUGUGAGAUUUAGUCAAGUAAAAAAAUUUUUAGGCAAUUCAUUGAAAGUCUGUGCUGCUCGUGGUGAACAUUCUUCUCAAAUUAAACUUAUAGGUGAAAAGGGCAAGGAUGAGGUUAUCAGAGUUCCAGUUGGAGUUGAAGUAGUUGAAACAAAAACACGAACGUUGUUGGCUCGAUGUAGCUCUCCGAAGGAGAAGAUUAUUAUUGCACUUGGUGGGAAAGGCGGAUCAAAAGAGAACAAUUAUAUAGGAAGUCUAGGCGAGCACUUUAUGCUGGAAUUGAAUUUCAAAUUACGGCCCAAUAUAGGUCUUGUUGGCUUUCCAAACGCAGGCAAAUCGACGCUGAUGCGAGCUCUGGUUCAAAAAAAAAAUAUAAAAAUAGCUAGCUAUCCUUUUACCACAAAAGUUCCUCAGAUAUGUAAUAUGAAAGGCUAUGAAAACGAUAGUGCGACAUUUCCUUAUACGCUUUCAAUCGCCGAUCUUCCAGGGUUAAUUGAAGGCGCCAGUAUGAAUCGAGGUAGAGGUUUAUCUUUCUUAAAGCAUCUUGAAUACUGUGAUAUUAUUCUAAUGGUCGUCGAUAUCAAAGGAUUUCAAUUACAGGCAACAUUGAAUGAACCCUUUAGAUCGCCCUUAGAAACUGUGGCUUUAUUGAAUGUAGAAAUGGAAAAAUAUGAUCCCCGAUUAGUUAAAAAACCAACAAUCUUGGCAAUUAAUAAAAUUGAUCUGUUAAAUGGAUUUGAGGUUGUUGAAGAGCUGAUGAGGAUAUUGAAGUCUCCUAACUGGACUAACUCAGUAUCAGAAGACAUUCGACCGCAUGAACCGAUAUGCUUUGACGCUUUAGUACCUAUUUCAGCCAAAAAGGAUCGUUUAAAUGGUCUAAAAAAAGUCCUUAAAAGUACACACGACUUUUUGUUCCCUUUAACAGGAAUAUCGUUUAGAGAAUCCAUGAAAACUAUCAAUAAAUUUAUUUGA